UUAACCACAAGCCUACAGGGCACUUAUACCCCCUUCCUGCUCAGGCCAAUUUCCAGCUUUCAGUGUUGUCAUACUUUGAAUGACAAUUGCGUGGUCAUGCAACACUGUAACCAUAUGAAAUUGUUAUCAUUUUUUUUUUUAGACAGAUAGAUCUUUAUUUUGGUGGUAUUUAAUCAACUCUGGGUUUUUUAUUUUUUCUUAAACAAACCAAAAACCACUGAAAAUUUUUAAAAAGAAAAAGGCUUCCAAAAUGCUUGGGUUUUUUUUUGU
Messenger RNA from Staurois parvus, 270 nucleotides. The record is from the annotation of a GenBank genome assembly. NCBI's taxonomy places the organism in Eukaryota, Metazoa, Chordata, Amphibia, Anura, Ranidae.